This is a messenger RNA of Trichomonas vaginalis G3, 897 nucleotides long. Its product is annotated as protein serine/threonine kinase protein. Gene Ontology annotation, molecular function: ATP binding; protein kinase activity. NCBI's taxonomy places the organism in Eukaryota, Parabasalia, Trichomonadida, Trichomonadidae. The transcript has a single exon. Bases 1 to 897 code for a protein of 298 amino acids. Gene Ontology annotation, biological process: protein phosphorylation. The record is from RefSeq and is a predicted model, not a curated record.
AUGGAAGUUAUCAAACAGCUCGGCUCAUAUCAAGUUCAAGAUUUUCUAAAUAAAAGCAAUACAUGCCAAAUAGUUCUAGCAAGAAAUGAAAAGGAUGGCGAACUCUACGCUUGCAAGAUUUUCGAUCGUAAAGAAAUAACAAAGUUAAACUUGUUUGGACGGCUUGAGCAAGAGCUUCGUGUUAUACAAAAUAUAAAGCAUCCUGGAAUUAUUGGUGUUAAAGAGAUUUUAUACUUCCCAGAUUACAUUAUGAUGGUAAUGCCUUUUUACCCAUUCGGAACUCUUCAUGACAAAAUACUUGAUGAAGGUCCUUUUACAUGGCAAACAGCUUGCAAAUGGUUACAAGGGCUUUGUCUUGCUGUUUCUUAUCUCCACUCAAAGAACAUCUCUCAUAGAGAUAUCAAGCUAACCGAUAUCAUGGUUGCACCAAAUCAGACACCAAUAUUGAUCGAUUUUGGAUUAUGUUAUGAAGUUGUCCAAAUGGAAGAAAACUUGAGGAGUACUGUAUGCGGAACACUCGAAUACACGGCUCCAGAGGUAUUGACAGGCCAACUUUACGAUCCAUUAAAAGUUGAUGUCUGGGCUUUAGGAGUUUGUUUCUAUACAAUGCUUUUUGGUCAAUUCCCAUGGAAUGGAACCGACAAGCAAAUCACAAAAGGUAUCGUUACAGCCGAACCUUAUAUUCCUCCUUGCACGCCCUUCAUUACUAUUAAAAUCAUCAAAAUGAUGUUGAACAAGAACCCAGAACAGAGAGAAAAAGUUGAUGAAGUACUUCGUGAAGUCGAUGGCGCACUAAACUUUACUAGAACAUUGACAAAAACAGCAGUUGGAAACAAACUUCUUCUCAAACCGAAAAUCAAUACUAAGAAGACAUUACAAAUGCUCAAGUUAUUCUAA